AUGUUAGACAGGAACACGGGUUUGCAAUUUUUAGUGGACAGCGGUGCUGACGUAUCAAUUAUUCCAUAUGGUCAGAAAACUUCAGCACAGGUAAAUUCGAACAAUGACUUCAUCUUGUAUGCUGCUAAUGGUACUCGGAUACCCACCUAUGGCAUCAUAAUUAUGGAAAUCGAUUUAGGUCUAAGGCGUGCAUUUAGAUGGCCUUUCAUCAUCGCCAAAACCUCAAGAGGCAUUCUGGGUGCUGACUUUUUGAAAAAAUUCAACCUACUCGUCGAUCUGAAGAGACAACAGUUGGUGGAUGGCGACACUAAGCUUUGCAGAAAAGGUGAAUUGGCGUCCAUCACAUCAGAAGAUGUAGUGAGUACUUUAGUCAGUGAAAAACUUGAUAAAUUCAGUGUACUAUUGAACAAUUAUUCUGAGUUAACUCGACCAAAUUUUCUGCCUAGUAAUGUUAAGCACAAUGUUAAAUAA
This is a messenger RNA of Coccinella septempunctata (seven-spotted ladybird), 471 nucleotides long. RefSeq lists its product as uncharacterized. Gene Ontology annotation, biological process: proteolysis. NCBI's taxonomy places the organism in Eukaryota, Metazoa, Arthropoda, Insecta, Coleoptera, Coccinellidae. Bases 1 to 471 code for a protein of 156 amino acids. The record is from RefSeq and is a predicted model, not a curated record. The transcript has a single exon. Gene Ontology annotation, molecular function: aspartic-type endopeptidase activity.